Molecule: messenger RNA, 1883 nt
Organism: Dryobates pubescens (Downy woodpecker)
Lineage: Eukaryota; Metazoa; Chordata; Aves; Piciformes; Picidae
Gene: PARS2
Product: prolyl-tRNA synthetase 2, mitochondrial
Exons: 3
Coding region: 1-1821 (606 amino acids)
Biological process (GO): prolyl-tRNA aminoacylation
Cellular component (GO): mitochondrion; cytoplasm
Molecular function (GO): ATP binding; proline-tRNA ligase activity
Source: RefSeq, a predicted model, not a curated record
AUGAUAACCAGGAGCCAAAUUUACAGCCAAGGACACUACGGGGAAACAUUCACCUUCGAUGAGAAGGAAGUUCCAAGAGCUUACAGCAGCAAAGAGCCACUUUCAGUCAAGCUGUCGGUAGAAGCCGCAUCCCUGGAAACAUUCCGGGUCAGGCUGGACGGGGCUCUGAGCAAGCUGAUCUGGCUGCACAUGGCCCUGCUGACUGCAGUGACGGUGGAGCAGUGUGUGUGGCCGCGGCCGCCCGUGCCCCGUGCCUGUGCCUACACGUCCCGUGUGGGCUCCUGUGCACGCCUGGCUGUGUCGGUGGGAGGGGGCCGUGCCCCCCGGUGCCUGCCCCAGGCCGUGCAUCGGGUGUGCAGGGCCUUCCUCACAGCCAGCGUUAAUCCCGCGUCCCCACUCCUAGGUCCCGGCCCCGCCAUGGAGGGCUUGCUGAGAAGGUGGAGGCUCCCAGCGCUGAGCGCCCGGCAGCGCGGCUCUAGGCUUCGGCACGGUGCACCGGGCAGGGCGAAGCGGCUGCUGCUCUCGCAACUUUUCCAGCCCCUCAACCUACAGGGCGAGGCGGCUGGGGAGGGCAAGACCGGGGAGCCCACCUGCCGGAGCCAGAGACUGAUGCUGCAAGCGGGGCUUAUCCACCCCUCCAGCCCUGGCUGCUACUCCUACAUGCCGCCCACCGUCCGUGCCAUGGAGAAGCUCAUCAAGGUGAUGGAUGAGGAGAUGCAGGCCGUGGGUGGGCAGAAGCUGAACAUGCCCAGCCUGAGCUCGGCGGAGCUGUGGCGCGCCAGCGGGCGCUGGGAUCGGAUGGGGCCGGAGCUUUUCCGGCUGGUGGACCGGCAUGGCAAGGGCUACUGCCUGGGGCCCACGCACGAGGAGGCUGUAACAGAGCUGGUGGCCGCUCAGAGCAACCUGUCCUACAGGCAGCUGCCGCUGCGCCUCUACCAGGUGAGCAGGAAGUUUCGGGACGAGCCCAAGCCGCGCUUCGGGCUGCUGCGCAGCCGGGAGUUCUACAUGAAGGACAUGUACACCUUCGACGCCUCCGGCGAGGCCGCCCGCCACACCUACGGCCUGCUGUGUGCCGCCUACCACAGCCUCUUCGACCGCCUGGGCCUGCCCGUCGUCAAAGUGCAGGCAGCCACGGGCACCAUCGGCGGCACCGUGUCCCACGAGUUCCAGCUGCCGGCAGAGGUGGGCGAGGACAGGCUGCUGCUGUGCCCGGAGGGACACUUUGCGGCCAACGUGGAGACACUAAGCGAGGAGCAAACGGCGUGCCCCACCUGCGGGGGGAAGCUCUCCCAGACAAGAGGGAUUGAAGUGGGCCACACGUUUUAUCUGGGCACCAAGUACUCCUCUGUCUCCAACGCUGUCUUCUGCUCCCCUGACAACAAACCCCAGCUGGCAGAAAUGGGUUGCUACGGUCUGGGCGUCACUCGCAUCCUGGCGGCCUCCGUCGAGGUGCUCUCGACAGAGGACAGCAUCCGCUGGCCCAGCCUCAUUGCACCUUACCAGCUCUGCUUCAUUGCCCCCAAGAGAGGCAGCAAGGAGGAGAAGGAGGGAGCUGUGCUGCUGGAGCAAAUGUAUGAUGACCUUGCAGAAGCACUGCCCCACCUGGCUGGUGACUCGGUGCUGGACGACAGGACACAGCUGACCAUAGGCAAAAGGCUGAAGGAUGCCAACAGGCUGGGUUAUCCCUACGUGAUCAUAGCUGGGAAGAGGGUUUGUGAGGAUCCCCCUGUCUUUGAGGUCUGGAAUCAGAACACUGGGGAGGUUUUGUUCCUAACCAAAGAAGGUACCAUUGAGUUGUUGAGUAAAGCACAAGUCCCUUAAAAUCCUCAUCUCUGAAUCUCUUAUCUUUCCUGCACUAAGUUUAGGAUGGAGCAGGAAGUUCC